Molecule: messenger RNA, 1176 nt
Organism: Ichthyophthirius multifiliis
Lineage: Eukaryota; Ciliophora; Oligohymenophorea; Hymenostomatida
Product: tryptophan decarboxylase, putative
Exons: 4
Biological process (GO): amino acid metabolic process
Molecular function (GO): carboxy-lyase activity; pyridoxal phosphate binding
Source: RefSeq, a predicted model, not a curated record
AUCCAUUUAUUAUUCUAAUUUAAACAUUAACUUAAACAAUAUCUAAAACAAACAAAAAUGAACGGUAAAAAUCUAUUAAACAAUCUGAUAAAAACAAAUUAACUAACAAUCGAAGAAAUCAAAUAAUUCAUAUACGAACACGAAAACUAAAAUAAAAGUGAAAAAAGCUAUUUCAAAUAAAAUAAAUUCUUUAAUACUCAAGAACUUAAAAAACACGGUUAUGAAAUGAUAAAUAUAAUCUGCAAUCUCUACGAAAACCUUGAAAAUUUUAAAGUAUUUCCUUAAAUAGAAAUCGGUCAUUUAAGAAAUUCCCUUCCUUCUUCUCCCCCAUAAACUGGUGAAGAUUUAACCUAAAUACUAUCUGAUACAAAAAAUAUUAUAUUCCCUUGUAUAACAUAGUGGCAACACCCUAAUUUUUUUGCCUAUUAUCCUUCUUCGGUUAGUCAUGCGACUUCUAUAGCUGAAUUGUUUGCUUCGACUUUUCAUUCUCCAGGCUUUACAUGGGCCGCUUCUCCUGCUCAAACUGAAUUAGAGAAUAUUACAGUCGAUUGGGUUGCCUAGAUGUUAAAUUUACCUGAAGUUUAUUAGUUAAAAAAUGAAGGAGGAGGUACUAUAAGCAUGAGUGUUAGUGAUGCUUUUCAUUUAGUUAUACAUGCGGCUAAGUAAAGGAAAAUAAUAGAUCUCAAAAUUGAUAAUUAUGACCCCAAAAUUUUCCAGUUUUCGGCUUAUUAUUUUGAGCAUUCCUUUGUGACUUGUGAAAAAGCUUUGACACUUAAAGAAAUAUAACAUACUAGGAUAAUUGAGUGUUACUAUGAUAAAGAAAAAAAGAAUUUCUAACCCAAUAUUAAGGUUUUUAAAUAAGUAAUUCAAAAAGAUGUCGAAAACGGAUUAAUUCCUUUCUUUUGUUUAGCUACUUAUGGUACUACUUCAACAUGUGCAGUGGAUCCGUUUGAUGAUAUUAUAGAUAUAUGUAAAUAAUAUGGAAUGUGGUUAAAUUUGGACUCGGCUUAUGGAGGUCUUACUUGGGUUUGCCCAGAAUUAUAAAUGAAAAAGCAUCAAUAAGUACUAUUAAGUGUAGAUUCUAUGUAAAUAAAUUUUUCUAAAGCUGGUUUAAUAGGAACUAUAGGAUAACUUUUGGUAUAUAAGGAUAUUAAGAACUUAUUAGAAAAAAUGUGA